AUGUUUCGUAAAAGCCUUCUCGCUUGGCAUUUUAGUUUAAUUCUGUUAAUUGAUAACUCAAAUGGCUUAGAUGUUGAAUUCGAACUCCCACCCAGUCCCUAUUUAUCAGACUUCAAAAAAUGUGGACUCGACAGAAAGGGAUACAUUUGUGAUCCGGAUCAAAUCCUUGACCAUUCUGCUAGACAAUCAAUCAAUGAACUGUUAUUACAUUAUCCUCGUGAAACACCAUGUUUAUGUCGUCAUCCAUGUUUUAGAAAUGAAGUCAAUCAAAAUGCCAGACUUGUUGUAACAGCUCUAGUUUCGAAAACAUUUUCGGAUAAAAAUGCUUCAAUCAUACAAUAUGCAAAUAAUAUUCGAAAUAAAUGGAAAAUUGGAGCAUGUAAUGGCAACGAUGUUUUAAUUUUAAUUACAGAAAAAACUGUAAGCUUUAAUUGA
Messenger RNA from Schistosoma turkestanicum, 435 nucleotides. The record is from the annotation of a GenBank genome assembly. NCBI's taxonomy places the organism in Eukaryota, Metazoa, Platyhelminthes, Trematoda, Strigeidida, Schistosomatidae.